UGAAUACGCGCUUUGUUGAAAAUAGAUAUCGGUUUUGAUUGCCCGUUUUAUAGAAGUUUUAAUUAAGUUUGAAGUUUAUUUUUGACGAAUAAAACAUGGAUUUUAAAUACUUAGUUUGUUUGUUUUUCACAACUUGCACAGUGUCAGAGGUUCUGUCCUUGACCUGUUACCAAUGCAAUUCGAUAACCACGCCGAACUGUAGGGACCCAUUCAGCUCCAAAGGAGUAAAUACCUCGGGUUGCAUCGGCGUUUGCUCGAAACUAAAAAUCAACGAUGAACACUUUUUAAUUGGGGGAGAAAUUGUUAGGGAUUGCCUACCAACCAGCUUCGUAUAUGGCGGUGAUACUUGCGAACAGGCUUCCGCCUUCGGUUACUCCGGGGAACUCUGCAUGUGUAACGCCAACCUUUGCAAUGCAGCCGGCUUGACAUCAGCUACCUGGAGUAGUAUUGCCAUAACAGCCAUUUUCUUCACCAAUCUCAUUGUUUACUGGACGUAAAUCUAAGCGUGAAGGAAAACAGAUUUAACGAAAUUUUAAUAUUGUUCUGCUGUGAAAAUUCUAACAAAACAUUAUAUACUCGGCCAGGAAAGGAUUGUGACUUGGUACAUCACUUGAAAAUAUGUAAAGCUUUUGAGAUCUUAUAUUUUUUUAGGUUUAUAUCGCAUCAAAAGAGGUUUUUAGCGAUUAUUCUGCUCCAAAUUAAAAAGAGUUUCAAGUAAAUGCCAUAAUUAUCGUUAUGUCUAAAGCACAAAGGGGUUAACCUGGAAAAGUGAAAAUGUUCGUCGAUUUGUUAGAUCUGGCGCGUUUCGGUAAAAACGUCAAAACGUGUUGGCUCGAUAUCGCUUGGCUCGAUUUCCUCGUUGCCUUGGAAUUAUGUUAAAGGAUCAAUUUUUAUUAACUCUUAACCCGCUUGGUUCGAUAUUCGCGAGGCUCAAAGUAUUUUGGCCGAUCCCUGCGAUAUCGAGCCAACGGGGUUCCUCUGUAUGUUCAACUGAAAUUUGAUCUCCAAAUAGUCUUACAAAAUGAUAAAAUCGUGAAAAGUCGCUUUGCAGCUGAUAUUUUGUAGUAAGGUACUAGUUGUGGCUUUGUUGACAGACACUACCCGUAUCAAAUAAAACGCAUUGUUGCAUGAAUUUUUUUGCUGAGUAUAUCUUCUUUUGAUAUUUUUUUUAAAUUGAUAAUUUUUACUUGUCUCAUUAUUUUUUCUCUUUUUUUUCAUGAAUUAUUUUCAUAUGCGAUUCUUGUUUGGUUGCAUAAAUUUUAUUAUGAUAACUGCUCUUUAGAGGAUAUACUUUGAUUGUUUUCCAUGAUUAUGUGUGCAAGCUUGUCUGAGAGUAUUAUUAUUGGUAUUUAUUUAAUAUUUUUUACAGAAAAACACAUUUAAUGACAGUAUAUUUUUAUCCAACUUGCGCUUGAUUAAACUAUUAUUCAAACGUUGUAUAAACCGUUUGUGUCUAAAAACAGAUGCAUUUUCUUUAACCAUGCGUGUGGUCAACGGUGAUGUUUUAUGACCAUUUGCCAUAUAAUCACAAUAGCCAUCGGUAAAUUUUGCAGUAUAUAAGGAUGGUUUAUGUCAUUCCAGUGACUCUUUAUGUUAACUUUCUUGUAAGUUAAUUAGCUCAUAAGUAAGCUAGGGUAAAGUGUAACUUAUCUCAUGAUAAAUCGUGUGUUUAUGAGCUAUGGACUUUGAUUACAACUGUGCUAAACCUAUAUACUAUGUAGACAUAUGUGAGGUUAUGGUUAAAACUCCCAGUGGCCUGUUAUACCGGUGAGUUAAUGUCUCACUGACAGUCCCAGGGCGGAAGUCCAAUCAAUUAUCAGUAUAUCUAGUGUGCUGCGUUGGCUAGAUGUGCGAUUUUUGCAUGUUUGUAUCUCUCUGAGCAGUGUUAACAUUGUGGUUAGUGACUUUUGCACUUUUACUGUGGGUUUAAUUUAGUAUUGUUUGGAAUAAAUAAUUGUUGUGGUGAAAUUUAAUUUCAAAUAAAUGUCAUACCAAUUCAGACUGUAUUCAUUGUGUACAUUAGUUUGUAAGGUAGUUAAGUGUACUGUAAGAGUUAUCUGACCUUACAUAGCAAAAUAUUAACACAAAGGAAAAGAAAUAUUAUUACCGUUAACGUUUCGUCGACGACAAAGGUGGAUGCAUCGAUUUCCAUUCCAUCCGGACAAUAUCUGCUCUACAAUAUCACUUGUUCAAACUAUCUUAUUAUAGCCUGAUUGAGCGGACGGCUGGAAGCGGAUUUGAUUAACCUUUGAAUACGUUUCCUUGUAAGAUACCAGUACUGUUUCCAUUUUGAGAGGUCAUGCGAAAGUA
This is a messenger RNA of Mya arenaria, 2310 nucleotides long. RefSeq lists its product as uncharacterized. The record is from RefSeq and is a predicted model, not a curated record. The coding region runs from base 96 to 497 and encodes 133 amino acids. The transcript is spliced from 3 exons. NCBI's taxonomy places the organism in Eukaryota, Metazoa, Mollusca, Bivalvia, Myida, Myidae. Gene Ontology annotation, biological process: regulation of synaptic transmission, cholinergic; sleep; positive regulation of voltage-gated potassium channel activity.